AUCGUUGUAUUGUCAUGUGUUCGGCAACUGAUUAAAUGUCACUGUCAAAUUUCAUGCCAAAGAGAAGUGAGCAACAACAACGUUGUCUGUUCUUCUUUUUUUUCUGUUAAUGUUCGAGCCCUGUCACGCUCACGCCCAUAUGAUCACGCUGUCAAUGCAAACGAAAAUACCGUCUGCGGUACAUAUUGCUAACGAAUAAUCGACCUGUGCCGAGCCGUUCGGUUCAAAGGAAAAAAGCGAAAACUCGUUUGCAACCACAUUUCUGCGAAAUCUCUUUUUAACUAUUCAAUUAAAGAAAAUUUUAAUUACCAUUACAUUUAAUUGGUCGUGUAUGGUUUGAAGUUUAGCGCGCUCUCACACACACACACACACGCACACACCGACCGAGACACAAACACAUGCACAUACACAAGUGAUAAAAAUUUGACGUAAACACACAUAACCAUCGUGUGGCAGUGGAACAGUUUACAGUGGAAUUGCAGCCGUAGAAAUGUCUUUAGCACUUUUACUCAAAAUUAAUCGUUUUAUUCAACGUAUCGAAAAUGUGCUGCCGCAAAUAUUCGGACGAGGCUUUCCUCCAGAACCAAUGUGUGUAGUGGCUUGUCCAAAUUAUAUGCCAGCAGUCAAUGAGACGCAAUCAUCAACACCAUUUUCGCUGAAGGAUUUGAUCGGCGAUGGAAUUUUAUGGGCCGUACCAAAACAUCGAAAAUCAAUCGAACGACGGCUGAAGGCAAAAUAUGGCCAUCCAAGAUAUGUCAUGAAGAUUUACACACCAAAAACCACUUUGCGCAUUUGUGUGCAAUGUGGUCAUGAUCAUGAAGUCGGUGUACUGUGUCCUAACUGCUACAAACGUGUAAUGGACGAAACACAACAAAUGCAACAGAUAAUCGAGGAAAAACUCGGCUUGAAUCCAGACGACAAAGAGGUUGUUGUAUUGUACGAUGGCGAAAGAGAUAAGCCGGCCGAAUUUUGGGAAGGAAAACGUGUUGUCGAAAUGGAGAAACCACGACCCACUUGGUUUAGUAAGAAUUUAUUGCAGAAAACCACACAACCGGCGGCUAAAACAACAGAAGUCAAACCAACCAAUUUGGGUUAAACCUGCUAUUGUCUACAUACACACACAUUUGUUGAGCGUGUCAUUUUAGUUUACCACUUUUCAUAGAAAUGCGAAGAUAACAAAAAAUAAAAAUUAAAAAAGAGAGAAAGAAAAAGGAACAAAUUCAUUGAAAUUAA
This is a messenger RNA of Sitodiplosis mosellana (orange wheat blossom midge), 1233 nucleotides long. It is a transcript of the gene mRpL32, whose product is annotated as 39S ribosomal protein L32, mitochondrial. Gene Ontology annotation, molecular function: structural constituent of ribosome. Lineage: Eukaryota; Metazoa; Arthropoda; Insecta; Diptera; Cecidomyiidae. Gene Ontology annotation, cellular component: mitochondrial large ribosomal subunit. The coding region runs from base 491 to 1096 and encodes 201 amino acids. Gene Ontology annotation, biological process: translation. The transcript is spliced from 4 exons. The record is from RefSeq and is a predicted model, not a curated record.